Huiozyma naganishii CBS 8797 is the source of this 531-nucleotide messenger RNA. It is a transcript of the gene AHP1, whose product is annotated as thioredoxin peroxidase AHP1. Gene Ontology annotation, molecular function: thioredoxin peroxidase activity. Gene Ontology annotation, cellular component: cytoplasm; mitochondrion; peroxisome. Gene Ontology annotation, biological process: cellular response to oxidative stress; hydrogen peroxide catabolic process; cell redox homeostasis. The transcript has a single exon. The record is from RefSeq and is a predicted model, not a curated record. Bases 1 to 531 code for a protein of 176 amino acids. NCBI's taxonomy places the organism in Eukaryota, Fungi, Ascomycota, Saccharomycetes, Saccharomycetales, Saccharomycetaceae.
AUGGCUCCACAAUUGAACAAACCACUACCAACCGGGGACUUUUCGUUCCAGUACAUCGCCAUCUCCCCCAAGGAUGCUGACCAGGAGGCCUGCAAGAUGCCGCAGAGUGUCAAGUGGGCUGACCUGAUCAAGGACAACAAGACAGUUGUGAUCACUGGUGCUCCCGCUGCGUUCUCCCCCACGUGUUCCGUCUCGCACAUCCCAGGGUACGUCAGUUACGCGGAGGAGUUGGUCGAGGAUAAAGGUGUCGACCAGGUUGUUGUUGUCACGGUGGACAACCCGUUCGCCAACCAGGCGUGGGCGCGCAGUCUUGGCGUCAAGGACACCACGCACUUGAAGUUCGCCUCUGACCCAGUGGCGAAGUUCGUCAAGUCGCUUGGGUACGAGUUCAAAGUCGGCGACGACGUUUUCUGGUCCGGGAGAUGGACCGUCAUUGUCAAGGACGGCGUGGUCACAUACGCUGCCUCUGAGAAGAACCCAGCGAGCGACGUCACCGUUACCUCCGUCGAGGAGGUCUUGGCACACUUGUAA